Paramuricea clavata is the source of this 3263-nucleotide messenger RNA. Lineage: Eukaryota; Metazoa; Cnidaria; Anthozoa; Malacalcyonacea; Plexauridae. The record is from the annotation of a GenBank genome assembly.
AUGUUUCUGGCGGUGAAGACAAGGUUACUGCCGGUGAGGACAAGGUUCCUGGCGGUGAGGACAAGGUUCCUGGCGGUGAGGACAAGGUUCCUGGCAGUGGUUGAGGACAAGGUUCCUGGCGGUGAGGACAAGGUUUCUAACUGUGAGGACAAGGUUUCUGGCAGUGAGGACAAGGUUACUGGCGGUGAGGACAAGGUUCCUCGCGGUGGCGGUGAGGAAUAUGUUCCUGGCGGUGAGGACAAGGUUCCUGGCGGCGAGGACAAGGUUCCUGGCGGUGAGGACAAGGUUUCUGACUGUGAGGACCAGGUUUCUGGCGGUGAGGACAAGGUUACUGGCGGUGAGAACAAGGUUCCUGGCGGUGAGGACAAGGUUCCUGGCGGUGACGACAAUGUUCCUGGCGGUGAAGACAAGGUUACUGCCGGUGAGGACAAGGUUCCUGGCGGUGAGGACAAGGUUCCUGGCGGUGAGGACAAGGUUCCUGGCGGUGGUUGAGGACAAGGUUCCUGGCGGUGAGGACAAGGUUUCUAACUGUGAGGACCAGGUUUCAGUCGGUGAGGACAAGGUUACUGGCGGUGAGGACAAGGUUCCUCGCGGUGGCGGUGAGGACAAUGUUCCUGGAGGUGAGGACAAGGUUCCUGGCGGUGAGGACAAGGUUCCUGGCGGUGAGGACAAGGUUCCUGGCGGUGGUUGAGGACAAGGUUCCUGGCGGUGGUUGAGGACAAGGUCCUGGCGGUGAGGACAAGGCUUCUGACUGUGAGGACAAGGUUUCUGGCGGUGUGAACAAGGUUCCUGGCGGCGAGGACAAGGUUCCUGGCGGUGAGGACAAGGUUUCUGACUGUGAGGACAAGGUUUCUGGCGGUGAGGACAAGGUUACUGGCGGUGAGAACAAGGUUCCUGGCGGUGAGGACAAGGUUACUGGCGGUGAGGACAAUGUUCCUGGCGGUGAGGACAAGGUUCCUCGCGGUGACGACAAGGUUCCUGGCAGUGAGGACAAAGUUCCUGGCGGUGAGGACAAGGUUCCUGGCAGUAAGGACAAAGUUCCUGGCGGUGUGGACAAGGUUCCUGGCGGUGAGGACAAAGUUCCUGGCGGUGAGGACAAGGUUCCUGGAGGUGAGGACAAGGUUUCUGACUGUGAGGACAAGGUUUCUGGCGGUGAGGACAAGGUUACUGGCGGUGAGGACAAGGUUACUCGCGGUGGCGGUGAGGACAAGGUUCCUGGCGGUGAGGACAAGGUUCCUGCCGGUGAGAACAAGGUUCCGGGCGGUGAGGACAAGGUUCCUGGCGGUGAGGACAAGGUUCCUGGCGGUGAAGACAAGGGUACUGCCGGUGAAGACAAGGUUCCUGGCGGCGAGGACAAGGUUCCUGGCGGUGAGGACAAGGUUCCUCGCGGUGGCGGUGAGGACAAUGUUCCUGGCGGUGAGACCUGCAAGGUUCCUGGAGGUGAGGACAAGGUUUCUGCCUGUGAGGACAAGGUUUCUGGCGGUGAGGACAAGGUUACUGGCGGUGAGGACAAGGUUACUCGCGGUGGCGGUGAGGACAAUGUUCCUGGCGGUGAGGACAAGGUUCCUGGCGGUGAGGACAAGGUUCCUGGCGGUGAGAACAAGGUUCCGGGCGGUGAGGACAAGGUUCCUGGCGGUGAGGACAAGGUUCCUGGCGGUGAAGACAAGGUUACUGCCGGUGAAGACAAGGUUCCUGGCGGCGAGGACAAGGUUCCUGGCGGUGAGGACAAGGUUCCUCGCGGUGGCGGUGAGAACAAUGUUCCUGGCGGUGAGGACAAGGUUCCUGGCGGUGAGGACAAGGUUCCUGGCAGUGAGAACAAGGUUCCGGGCGGUGAGGACAAGGUUCCUGGCGGUGAGGACAAGGUUCCUGGCGGUGAAGACAAGGUUACUGCCGGUGAAGACAAGGUUCCUGGCGGCGAGGACAAGGUUCCUGGCGGUGAGGACAAGGUUCCUCGCGGUGGCGGUGAGAACAAUGUUCCUGGCGGUGAGGACAAGGUUCCUGGCGGUGAGGACAAGGUUCCUGGCAGUGAGAACAAGGUUCCGGGCGGUGAGGACAAGGUUCCUGGCGGUGAGGACAAGGUUCCUGGCGGUGAGGACAAGGUUCCUGGCGGUGGUUGAGGACAAGGUUCUUGGCGGUGGUUGAGGACAAGGUUCCUGGCGGUGGUUGAGGACAAGGUCCUGGCGGUGAGGACAAGGCUUCUGGCGGUGAGGACAAGGUUCCUGACGGUGAGGACAAGGUUCCUGGCGGUGAGGACAAGGUUCCUGGCGGUGAGGGCAAGGUUCCUGGCGGUGAGGACAAGGUUCCUGGCGCUGAGGACAAGAUUGCUGGCGCUGAGGAAAAGGUUCCAGGCGCUGGGGACAAGGUUCCUGCAUUUGAGGACAAGGUUCCUGGCGCUGAGGACAAAGUUCCUGGCGCUGAGGACAAGGUUCCUGGCGCUGAGGACGAGGUUCCUGCCGCUGAAGACAAGGUUCCUGGCGCUGAGGACAAGGUUCCUGAAGACGAGGACAAGGUUCCUGGCGCUGAGGACAAGGUUUCUGCGGCUGAGGACAAGGUUCUUGGCGGUGAGAACAAGGUUCCUGGCGGUGAGGACAAGGUUCCUGACGGUGAGGACAAGGCUCUUGGCUUAGGACAAGGUUCCUGGCGCUGAGUACAACGUUCCCGCCGCUGAGGACAGGGUUCCUGGCCCUGAGGACAAGGUUCCUGGCGGUGAGGACAAGGUUACUGGCGGUGAGGACAAGGUUCCUGGCGGUGAGGACAAGGUUCCUGGCGCUGAGGACAAGAUUCCUGCCGCAGACGACAAAGUUCCUGGCGCUGAGGACGAGGUUCCUGGCGCUGAAGACAACGUUCCUGGUGCAGAGGACAAGGUUCCUGGCGCCGAGGACAAGGUUCUUGGCGUUGAGGACAAAGUACCUGGCGCUGAGGACAAGGUUGCUGCCGCUUAAGACAAAGUUACUGGCGGUGAGGACAGGGUUCCUGGCGGUGAGGACAAGGUUCCUUGCAGUGAGGACAAGAUUCCUCGUCCUGAGGACAAGGUUCCUGGCGGUGAGGACAAGGUUCCUGGCGCUGAGCACAAGGUUCCUGGCGGUGAGGACAAGGUUCCUGGCGCUGAGGACAAGGUUCCUGGCGCUGAAGACAAGGUUUCUGGCCGUGAGAACAAGGUUCCUGGCGCUGAGGACAAGGUUCCUGGUGGUGAGGACAAGGUUCCUGGCGGUGAGGACAAGGUUCCUGACGGUGAGAACAAGGUUCCUGACGGUGAGGACAAG